AUGGUCGUAGGAGCAAAUCUUGAAGCGUAUCCUCAAUAUACAACUGUUCUGAUACCAUCGUCGUCCGGUGAACAUGAGCAGUUAGAAUCUGGCUACAAUUCUUCGAUGUCUACGUCAAACCCAGAAAGUCUUCCAAAGGUAAAACGAUCAACAACUGGACAACAAUCUAAGCAUGUCGAAACACAAUCAAGAGCUUCAGUUAGCACUCGGCAAUCAAUCUCAGCACAUCAUCAAGUAAAACAGCCAGUGGAUCCAAUCGUUAGAUAUCGUAGUCAAAACGCAACCUAUUCCUUAAUAUCAGUGGAUAUGAUGAUAUCAAAACAAUUUAAAACAAUUUAA
This is a messenger RNA of Rotaria sordida, 339 nucleotides long. Lineage: Eukaryota; Metazoa; Rotifera; Eurotatoria; Philodinida; Philodinidae. The record is from the annotation of a GenBank genome assembly.